Drosophila erecta is the source of this 720-nucleotide messenger RNA. Its product is annotated as putative peptidyl-prolyl cis-trans isomerase dodo. Bases 127 to 636 code for a protein of 169 amino acids. The record is from RefSeq and is a predicted model, not a curated record. Lineage: Eukaryota; Metazoa; Arthropoda; Insecta; Diptera; Drosophilidae. The transcript is spliced from 3 exons. Gene Ontology annotation, cellular component: nucleus; cytosol. Gene Ontology annotation, molecular function: protein binding; peptidyl-prolyl cis-trans isomerase activity.
UAAGCAUGCGCACGCGUUAUCGAUUUUGAUGGAUGGUAUUUAAAGCGUGUUUGACGCGGUCACACUGGUGGUUUACUUUAUUCCGAAAAUUUUUUUGUAAUUUAGUUAUAAUAAAACGAAAACAGCAUGCCUGACUCCGAGCAACUACCGGAGGGCUGGGAGAAGCGCACCAGCCGCUCCACAGGUAUGAGCUAUUACCUUAAUGUGUACACAAAGGAGUCGCAGUGGGAUCAGCCCACUGAGCCGGCAAAGAAGACAGGCGGAGCGGGCGGCGCAUCCUCCGGCAGCGGAGAUGCCCCAGACGAGGUGCAGUGCCUGCAUCUCCUGGUGAAGCACAAGGGCAGCCGGCGUCCCAGCUCGUGGCGCGAGGCGAACAUCACCCGCACCAAGGAGGAGGCCCAGAUGCUCCUGGAGGUCUAUCGCAACAAAAUCGUCCAGCAGGAGGCCACCUUCGACGAGCUGGCCCGCUCCUACUCCGACUGCAGCUCCUCCAAGAGGGGCGGCGACCUGGGAAAGUUCGGCAGAGGUCAGAUGCAGGCGGCAUUCGAGGAAGCCGCCUUCAAGUUGAACGUUGGCCAGCUGUCGGGCAUCGUGGACAGCGAUUCCGGCCUGCACAUUAUCCUGCGCAAGGCCUAGACUCAUCGAGCACCGACCCCACACAGCACAACUCACGUCACUUCACAUAAAUAAAACGGAAUUUACAGCCAUUUCAAUAUAGAA